CACCCCGUGGAGAGACUAGCACAUACACGCUCCUAGAGUGAUUAGCCUGGCCAGUUUUCAGAUACAGGAAAAUACUGUUUGAAGAUCAACCAACAUGGCACCUCACGCCCUUUCCCCUGCUGUUCGAUCCGAGACUGGCUCGCCGGCACACACCUCCGCACAAUCCGACAUCACGGUCCUCGCAUCCUCUCGGGCAGUGGUGAAAGGCCGCCUGACUGCAGCAACAAUAGUCAUUUCUACCGUGACCGGCAAGAUUCAGUCAAUCUGGGAAUCAGUCCUGCCUGCCUCGGAGUUCCCUGCUGGCACCCCUUAUGCCGACCACUCACCGCACAUCUUGAUGCCCGGAUUGGUAGAUGCACACGUGCAUUUGAAUGAGCCGGGAAGAACAGAAUGGGAGGGUUUCUGGACGGGUACAAGAGCUGCUGCAUUCGGUGGCGUGACAACAGUGGUCGACAUGCCCCUCAACGCCAUUCCACCCACAACAACAGUUGCAGGAUUCAAGGAGAAGAUUGCGGCUGCACAAGGGAAGUGUUGGGUCGAUGUUGGUUUCUACGGCGGCAUCGUACCUGGCAAUGUCGAGGAACUGAAGCCGCUGGUGAACAUGGGUGUCAGAGGCUUCAAGGGAUUCCUCAUCGACAGUGGUGUCGAUGAAUUCCCGGCUGUGUCUUCUGAAGAUAUCUCAAAGGUCUUUCGCGAACUUGCUGACGAGCCCACGACUGUCAUGUUCCAUGCGGAGAUGAUCCCUCCUGUUACACAGUCUGUCGGCGACGAUGUACAGAUCUCAGAACCUCCGAUAGUUCCCAGCGGCCCUUUGGACGUCUAUCAGACUUUCCUCGACUCGCGUCCAUCAACGUUCGAGACAUACGCCAUCUUGGAGAUUUUGAGCCUGGCACAUCUCGCACCGCAACUUCCGUUGCACGUUGUCCAUCUCUCAGCCAUUGAAGCCAUCCCAAUGCUACGCGAAGCACGCGCAAAGGGCGUCAAAAUCACCGCGGAAACAUGUUUCCACUACCUCUCGCUAGCCGCAGAGGCUAUCAAGAACGGAGACACAAGACACAAGUGCUGCCCACCAAUCCGCAGCCAAAGCAACCAGGACGGACUGUGGGACGAGAUGUGCAGACCCGACGACAGUGUCAUCAAGACCGUCGUCUCUGAUCACUCACCCUGCACACCCAACCUCAAGCUGCUACCCGCAAACGUACCUGGCGCAAUCGAGACAACCAGCAAAGAAGGCGAAGGCGAUUUCUUCUCCGCCUGGGGUGGCAUCAGCAGCGUCGGUCUUGGAAUCAGCGUCCUCUGGACUGAAGCCGCAGCUCGCAACAUCACCAUUGAAGACGUGGUACGCUGGUGCUGUCUCAACACCGCCAAGCAAGUCGGUCUCGAACAUCAGAAAGGAGAUAUCGCCGUCGGUCUGGAUGGUGAUAUUGCAGUCUUUGAUGACGAGGCUGAGUUCAUCGUUCAGCCUAACACCAUGCUGUUCCGUAACAAGUGCAGUCCCUACCAGGACAAAACGCUAAAAGGUGUCGUCAAGGAGACUUGGCUACGUGGUCGUAGAAUCCAUACCCGCGGGCAAGGAUUUGUAGAGAAAACCGGUCCCGCUGGUCAACUCUUGCUUGAACCUAGAACCAAGGCAUAGAUGUAAAAGCAUAUUGAUCUAUUCGUUUUUUUUUUCGGAUGGCAUAGCAUGUAAGGAACACUUUUUAUUCGCAGAAUAUCCACUAUAUAAAACUCGUCCUCCUUACUCUUCAUUGUGUCAAACAACUCUUGGACAUCCUCUUAC
Aureobasidium subglaciale EXF-2481 is the source of this 1780-nucleotide messenger RNA. RefSeq lists its product as uncharacterized. The transcript is spliced from 2 exons. Gene Ontology annotation, molecular function: zinc ion binding; cobalt ion binding; allantoinase activity. Gene Ontology annotation, cellular component: cytoplasm. The coding region runs from base 95 to 1636 and encodes 513 amino acids. Gene Ontology annotation, biological process: purine nucleobase catabolic process; allantoin catabolic process. Lineage: Eukaryota; Fungi; Ascomycota; Dothideomycetes; Dothideales; Saccotheciaceae. The record is from RefSeq and is a predicted model, not a curated record.